CUGUCAAGCUACUGACUGUUAUCAAAAACUUUACUUUUUUUUCCCAACUUUUUGUCUGUUUUUACAAAAAUAUGGUUCUGACACAUAAAGAUAUCUACAAGAACAUAGGGAUCAGUUACCUUAUUUACUCUCAUAUCGCAGCCAAAAUUACAAGAAGGGCUUUGAAAAAAGAAUUUCUCAAAGACGCAUUCAGUCGAGAAGUGUGUAUGAUCAAUAUUUCCCAUUACAAAAAUGGAGUUAAAGGCGAAGUUUUUAUACCAUUACAACCUAAAGUGGAAGAAGUUACCAUCGAUUUGAAAAGGCCUAAGAAAGAAGAAACAUAAGAAUAAUAAAUUUAUUUUUUUAUUUAUUAAACAAAUUUGGCUUGUUUUUUUUUAACUGCACUGUUCCCAUCAUUAUAAUAAAAAAGAGGGGAUCGUUAA
Ceutorhynchus assimilis (cabbage seed weevil) is the source of this 422-nucleotide messenger RNA. Lineage: Eukaryota; Metazoa; Arthropoda; Insecta; Coleoptera; Curculionidae. The record is from the annotation of a GenBank genome assembly.